Selaginella moellendorffii is the source of this 1483-nucleotide messenger RNA. RefSeq lists its product as uncharacterized. The transcript has 10 exons. The record is from RefSeq and is a predicted model, not a curated record. Bases 41 to 1237 code for a protein of 398 amino acids. NCBI's taxonomy places the organism in Eukaryota, Viridiplantae, Streptophyta, Lycopodiopsida, Selaginellales, Selaginellaceae. Gene Ontology annotation, biological process: cristae formation. Gene Ontology annotation, cellular component: MICOS complex.
UAUUUUAGCUAUGCCAGGUCGCAGGCUACCCUAGUUUGCGAUGAGCGCUCUCGUCGCGCGCGGCUGGAGGCGAGCAGCGAUCGUCGGCGGCGGCAACGCGCAACAAUUCCUGCCGAUCGGACUGAGGAGCUCAUCCAAUCCAUUCCGGGCCGCGCGGCAUUUGUCUACUGCGUCUUUCAUGCCCAAGAAGCCGCUGGAUGGCAUCGACAAGUUCCUCCUGGGAUCGAUUUGUUUGAUGGGAGCCACAGUCGCGAAGGAAUACUAUGACUUUUCCCAGGAGCAGCGAGCAUUGGCUACCAAACACGAACCAAGGGCACACGAGGAGGAGGCUCCAAGGGAUGUGAAGGCCGAGGUGGAGAAGGCCUACGAGGAUCACUUGAAGCAGAUCGAGGCAAAGUAUGAGCAAGAAUUAAAAGAAGCUCAAACAAAGGCAUCGGACAGUGAAGCUCGUGCCAAGCAACUGGAAAAGGAGCUUGAGAAUGAAACAGCCAAGCACGCGUCAGAAUUGAAGUCUCAAGCCGACAUGAUUGCGUCAAAGCUGCAAGAGGAGAUCAAAACUCUGAAAGAAGAGGCUAGUGCCAACGCGAAAUCCAAACAAAGUGAGGAAGCUGGCAAGGAUAAACUUCGUCUUGUGAAUGAAAUUACAGAGCUCAAACGCCAGGUAGAGGCUUUAGGCCUCAGCGGUAGCGACUUGGAAAAGAGCUAUAUACUGAGGAAGCUUGCUAUGGUAAUGGGUGUGUUUGCGUUUGAGAACGCCAUGCUCAAUGGAGAGCCUCUAGAGAAGGAGGUGGAAUUCUUGCGAGGAGGAGAUUCUUUGAUCGAUGCUGCCAUUUCCUCGUUACCGGAGGAGGCCCUCAAAGGAGGGUCGUCAACACCUUUACAGCUUCAAAACAGUUUUGUGGAGUCGAAGCCAAAGCUCCGUGAGCUGAUUCUCAUUCCUUCCACUGGAGGUGGAGCAGUGUCACAUUUGAUUGCUCGCGGUGCUUCGAAUCUCAAGGUGAAAGAAGACAACCCUGACGAUGGGGGCAUUGAAUCCGUGCUUGAUCAAGUGGAGACCUUGAUGAAAGACGGCAAACUAGUGGAGGCAGCGGUGGCUUUGGAGCAGAGUGUGGAGGGCACGGAAGCUCAAAGUUUGGUGAUGGAGUGGGCCAAGCAAGCGAGGCUUCGCGCUGCGAUCGAGCAAGUAAACGGCGUCUUACGUGCUCACGCUGCGUCCAUUUCCAUGAGCUUGGCGUGAUCGAUCGAUCCAAGCGUAACCGGAGAGUGUAAAGACUCGCUCGUAAUAACUGUCUCUCUUGAUCAUACAGAUAUGGCCACUGCGCAGCUCACAACAAAGCCAAAUCCAAAUACGAACAUGGGGAACCCAACUCCGCCACCUUUUACAUUCCUGUGGAAAUCACUGGGAACUUUUGUGUGAUUGCAUGGAAGCCCACAUAAGUGUAUGUUUCCCUCCUAAAUUUUUUAUCUAAGAGGCUGGAGUUGA